Molecule: messenger RNA, 306 nt
Organism: Funneliformis geosporum
Lineage: Eukaryota; Fungi; Glomeromycota; Glomeromycetes; Glomerales; Glomeraceae
Source: the annotation of a GenBank genome assembly
AUGAAUGCUUUCGAAGUGGGAAAAAUAAUUGAAAAAGGUGAUAAAUGUUCCAAAUGCCGUCUGUCCAAAACAAUUGAUAUACUUAACUGGGAGGAAGUUAAAGAUAGGUUUAUUAAGAGAGGAAUUGAAACCAAACAAAAAGCCAUUAAGCGAAAGAAUAAUAGUUAUUAUUCUUCUUGUUAUUGUGAGGCAAUUGUUAACCGAACUCCCCCAGAAGAACAGUUAUUAAAGGAUAAAAAGGAAAAAUUAGCCAAGUUAGAAGCAGAAAAACAACAAUCACAAGAGAAUAAAAAACCUUUCAACUGA